Messenger RNA from Larimichthys crocea (large yellow croaker), 4355 nucleotides. It is a transcript of the gene ccdc73, whose product is annotated as coiled-coil domain containing 73. The record is from RefSeq and is a predicted model, not a curated record. Lineage: Eukaryota; Metazoa; Chordata; Actinopteri; Sciaenidae. Bases 530 to 3625 code for a protein of 1031 amino acids. The transcript has 21 exons.
UCGCACUUUGACACACUAACACACCCGCCCCUCCCUCCCUCCCUCCUCGGCCUGGGGUCAUACUGUCAUUUUAUGAUUGUAGCCAAUUCUAGCAGGGAUCAUUUAAUUCUCCAACAUGAUUGAUACCAGCGCAGGUUAAAUGGGAGAAAAAAGGUCCAUUCUAUUAAGAGAUCAGCGGCUAGUGGAGACCUCCCACUUAAAUAGUCAUAUUUUCCCAUAGGUGUGUGUGUGUGUCACUCAGUUUCUUGGGACGGAGACAGUCGCAACGGGAUCCAUCCACAGGUCAAAUUAAAUAACCCAGAUAAUUUAAAAAGCAAUGACAGCACAAUUUGUCCAUUGGGUGUUAUUGCCGUGACCCCUAUUAGUGUCAAUGGGCUGCUUCGUUUGAACCUCGAUGGCUUUAUCAAGGUGUUAUCGUCUCGCCGGUGUACAACAAAGAAAGAAAACGCUCAUUCCAAAGCCAUUAGAAUUUCUUUUGAUUAACAGGCAGAGGCCCAAGGGGACCUUGGACUUUGCCUGAAACAACUCCAUGGAUCUGAGCACAGAGCCCGGGACACUCCCCACCCACACCACCGUAGGUCGACCGGAGCCGUCACCGCCCAGCAGCGCUCGCUGUCAGACAGAAAGCGGAGGCACCAUCUUACUGCAGCUGUUGGAGUUUAAAACCCGUCUGCUGGAGGUUGUGGAGGAGCUGCACAUACGGAGGGAUGCAGAGACACGCUUUGAGGAUCAGAUCAGCACGCUGGUGUUGGAGAAACAGGAGCUGGAGUGGGAGAAGGAAUCCCUUCAACAUCAAGCUGAAACGAUGUCAAAGCAGCACACAGAGUCGCUCACCAGCGUGAAGAAGCAGUUUCAGGCCAAAAUAAGAAACAUCGAGGAGGAGAAGGGGAAAUACCAGGUCAGCGCUGAGCUAAAAGACAAGGAGAUUAACAACUUGAAAGAAGAGCUGAAGGCACUACAGUUGCUGAAGUACAACUUGGAGAAGAAAUCAAGCGAGCUGGAACAGAAACUGGCGUUGCAGAGCAGGUCAAAGGACAGCCACUUGAACCAGCUGGGGGAGGUCGAGAAACGUUUCGGCGCUCUGUCGAGGCAGUGCGCCGCGGUCAAGCAGGCUCACGAGAAACUGGAGCAGAAUGUUGACGAGGCCAUUAAAAGAAAUACGAAACUGACUUCUGCAAAUGGAAAACAGGAAGCAGCUCUCGUGUCGCUAAAGAAGGAGCUGGAGGAGGUCAGUAACAAGCUGAUCAAGGCCAAGAUGUCAUCAGUGAGCCGUGACAAGACUCACAGUCCUGCAGGCGGAGAGCAGCGUGUGCAGCAGCUGCAGCACAAACUCAGCGUGGAGACUGAAAUGAACAAGAAACUGAGGGAGGAAAAUGUGUCUAUAAGAGCUGAGAAGCAGGAGGUGAUGAGGUCUCUGCAGCACACCCAGCAGCUGCUGUUGAGUCAGACACAAACAGUAAGCAGAGCAGAGCUGGAGCUGCAGACACAAAGAGAGCAGCAUGAGGCCCUUAAGCAGGAACACGAAGCGAUGCGAGAGAAGAGCACGGCAACGGAAGACAAGGUGGCCCAACUGAUGGAGAGCUACGCCGCCUCCAAGACCAGCUGGGACAAAGAGAAAGCAGAGUUUCUGGGUCACAUCAGGAGCGUGCAGCACGACCUCCGAGCUGUGAGCGAGGCUCACGACGAGCUUCAUCACAAACACACCAAACUGUCCUCGCAGGCCGAGGUGCAGACUCAGCAUACACAUGAACAGGAGGUACAGACGAGAGACGGCGUUUCCGCCCGACUCGUCCCGGCUUUAUUGGAAGAAAUCAGAGAAGAGGAAACUCUUAACGAACCCGUCUCCAGCUCCCAGCCACCUGGCUUCGACGACGGUCUGCGGCGCUUGGCCUCCGCUCAGACCGAAAAGCCAGACCGUCUUGAGGACGCGGGAGCUGCGACUAAACUGGUUGCAACCGGAUCAACUGGAGGACGAGACACCUCAGACCACCGUCAACAGUCUCAGUUUAAACAUCCCGUAAACCCUUCAAACGUGUUACCCUCCACCUGUACUGACAGCAGCCGUCACAGACUCUGUGCUCUCUCCAGAACCACAGGCAACAAGCAGAUCAUCAACUCUAACAUGAGUCAGAAUGAUCCUGAUGUAGCUCCACGUUUAAUCCACGCUGCUUCCUCUGUGUGCGACGACAGUUUGCCGAUUAGCAAAGGUAGCUGUGUGACUGACGCCUCUUCAUCGAGCCCUGGCCACAGAUCUGUGGGUGGAUCUGUAGAGAGCAAAGAAAAGAAAGACGAUAUGAAACGAGGAGAAAACGAAAGAGAAGAAGAAGAAAUGAACGUCCGUGGAGAAGAUGCGAAGGAGGGAGAAAGCGCCCAAACAACAGAUAGAGCAGACAGACGAGAGGAUGCAGGGGACACGAAAGAGCCUGGAACAGAAACAAAAGAUAGAGCGGAGAGGCCACACACGCCAGAAACACAGAUAUCAGCCCAGACGACUGCUGAUACGGCUACCAAGAAGAGCAGCACACAGCCGGUCAUUGACUUCAUGGACGCUGAUUCACCGCUGACUGUCUGCGAGCCAUCGGACUGCUCACAGAGUCUCUCUGAGAGAGUCUGCGAGAAGGUUUCUGACUGCAACCAUGUGAACGAAGUGAAUACCUUCUGUUCUGGUGAGCGGCAAAGUGUCUGUCAAACGUUUGAGUUUCAUCAAGAGAAAAGGUCUGACACGUCAGCCGCCAACAUCCCCACUGAACUUUCUGAACCUCUGAAUCAGUCAAGUAUUCGUAGCUCACAGACAGAUACCGCUGCUCAGUCAGAUAACGUCGUUACGAUUCAAGAGUUAGAGACAAAAAUAACACGAACACAACCGAGUAAUCCUUCUGAGCAUGAACCACAAGCAUCGCCUCAAAGUCCGGAGAUCUCGGAGCUGGAACCUGACGCCACGAUGGAUACUGUGCACCUUGAAUCUAAGGUUGAGACCGGCAGCUGUCAGGAGCACGUGAUGAAAGAAGACAAAGUAGAAGAUGCACAGACGAUUCAAACCGAUGUCCGUCCAAGUAACAAGAAAGAUGCACCAACAGAGGCCGGCAGCACAAAAUGUCACAAGCAGUGCCAGGUGAAGGAAAUGCUUCACGGAGAUACUAACGAGUCGUCUCCGCCCGGCAGUAAGACCUUCAGAUCGUCAUUUGACUGGGCCACAGUACCAACGAUAUCUGAGCAACAUCUGAGCGCUCCUUCCAGUGCAAUACCCUCGUUCCUCAAAAGGAAGCACAACAAAGUCCCCUCGGUGAUUAGCAGAGCGUCGGAUCUGUUGAACGCUUCCUCCAGGAGACACCGGCAGCAGGGAGAGCAGACGGCGACGGCAGCAGCAGAUGUGGAGAGCAGAACUUCUCCGUCCGUCAGCUCCUUCCCGGUCUCCACGUCGUCCUCCGUCACAGUCAGCAGAUUGUCAUGGCAGACCACCGCAGGGUGUAGCAGGGCUCUGAGUUCAGAGUCAGACUGGGAACCUUCCUUCUCCCAGGAGAGGGAAGAGGAACAGUCAUCGUUCAGAGCUCAGAUCUCCAAAAUCGAACAGUUCCUCAACAUGGAGAAGCUCCGUCUGCCCAAAAGACCAAGAACUGACGACUAAACCAACAACAAACAAAAGUCUUCUUCUGUAGCUACAGGUGGUGCAGAAAUGUUCUGAUUAAUGACUCAACUUAAAGGUCCAGUGUGUCACUUUUAGAUUUAGACACCGUCGGUCCUCCAGUCGACCAUGUUCACUGUUGUUUUUACGGUAAAAAAAAGUGUCAGCUGUGGUUGCCAGAAUUUAACUGGUAUAACAUUUUGUAAUAUUACGGUAAAAGAUGUUAAUACUGUCGAUUUCACGUUUAACGUAGGUGAAAAACUGCCAAACCAUGACAGUAAAAGAAUGUGUCAUGAAAUAUUUCAAAACCUUUGUUUAAUACGCAUUUAUACAGAAUAAAGUUAGAGAUUGUUAAUUGUAAGGUACAACACAUAUGUAAUAUUUAAUGACAUAUUUUACUGUCAUGGCACAGACAUGUUUCUACUGUAGCCCCAAAUGGUUUUUCCACAGGCCACUGUAGUCAUGUUAUAAAAGGGGCAAGGGGAGGCAAGGGAUGUUCAGUUGGUUGCAGUCCUUUAGUAGAUUCCCUUCUGGUUCUAUUUCACUGGGCUUUGUUUGCAGAGUUUAGGAGCUUAAACUUUGAGAAGUUGUGCAAGGGUUUCAUUGGUUUCUUCACUGGAAGUUGAUAUAUAUAUCAUUAUUCUGUGUUCUGAAGGUUUUAUUUGAACAUACAGUUGUGCAUUUGUGUGUGUUGAACUGUACGGAUUACAACAAAUAAAAAACUUUUGACCUA